Molecule: messenger RNA, 4943 nt
Organism: Branchiostoma belcheri (Belcher's lancelet)
Lineage: Eukaryota; Metazoa; Chordata; Leptocardii; Amphioxiformes; Branchiostomatidae
Product: adenylate cyclase type 9-like
Biological process (GO): adenylate cyclase-activating G protein-coupled receptor signaling pathway; cyclic nucleotide biosynthetic process; intracellular signal transduction
Molecular function (GO): adenylate cyclase activity
Source: RefSeq, a predicted model, not a curated record
CGCCUCCAGCGGGGGGACGAGCACUAGAUCCACCCGCCUAUGGGGCCGGAUCAUAAAUAACUGCACAGGAUCGAAUCCCAACUGUGGCCACUUCCUCUGUCGUUUGGACCGCCUUUGGAGUGACAUGGCGACGUGCUGUGGGCCUGGAACCGUGUGAGACGAUGAAGAAGCUAACGAAGUUGUCCCCAGAAAGGCAGUGAGGUUCCUUAAAGAGGCGGGCUGUUCUUAAAGACGGGGGCGGAGAUCGGAUUGAGGUGGGUUCGAGCAAGCCUUAAGGGGGAGGGCAGCAAAGUUUGAUCCACAAAACUCAGCACAAACAUUCUUAUUAGGCCAAACGUGGUACGACUUGGGACAACGCUUUCAUGGCAACUUGUCUAACUGGUUAGUACUUCAGUACACUUGUAGUGUUGGAGACUGGAAGUUGAGAACUAGUUUUGUUGGACGCGGUGGUUUCAAUGGAAGGCGAGUCGUGCAGGUACAGGCCCAACUCCACUCCGGAUAGCCCGGAGUCCGUCCGCAUCACCCUCGGCACGCCCCGCCACAACAACCGCGGUAGUGACUACACCGUGAACGGCGAUGGGAGCAGCAGCAGGCGGGGGUCCCGAGCCGGAGUGCGGAGGCGGUUACUCCUGUUUGAGAGAGCCUCUGGUUCCUGGUGGGACCCCAAGUUUGACUCCCGACACUUGGAGCAAGAGUUACAGCGAUGCCAGCUGCCAGCCACCAGAAAACGAUUCAGAUAUGCCUUGUGUUACAUAGCAACAGCCUGCCUUGCGUGGAUAAUCUACUUUGCUGCCGUCGGCGUGAUGAACCAGAAGGGUCGCUACCAGAACUGGCCGGCGUUUGUCGGCGGCAGCGUUGUCUUCCUGGUCAUCUGUCUGGUGUUACUGGGGCUGACCUUCACCAAGCUGUACGAGAGGUUCUUCAGUUACAUGUCCCUGAUCCUCACGGUGGCUCUGUUUAGCGUUAGUCUUGCCGCCGUGGGCUUCAGCGAAGGUUGGAUCAUCUCGUCCGUCGGUGCCUUUAUGAUAUGUGUGGAAAUCCUCAUCAUGUUGUACACAGUAAUCCCCAUGCCCUUGUAUCUCAGUGUUGUGUCCGGUGUCAUGUAUUCCGUCGGGUUCCAGAUCAUCGUCGGCGUGACCAAUCAGGAGAUCGGCCAGGAGCUGUCGUUACCGGUACAGAUCAUCACUAAGAUCCUCAUGCACCUGUGUAUACACCUGGUGGGGAUCCACAUCUACAUCAUGACUCAGGUCCGCAAACACAGCACCUUCUGGAAGGUGGGGCAGUCCAUCAUGGCUCGCCGCGACCUGGAGACGGAGAAACAGCUGAAGGAGAAGAUGAUCCACUCCAUCAUGCCGCCGCAUGUCGCCAGCUCGCUCAUGAAGGGCGCCGAGGACGAGCCCGAAACGCCCAAGCGCAUGCGGAGCCCGAGGAACAAGAAGAAGGCGAACGUCCCACCGAAGGAGUCCAUGUUCCGAACCUUUAACAUGCACCGGAUGGAGAACGUGAGCAUCCUGUUUGCCGACAUUGUCGGGUUCACCCAGAUGAGUAACAACAAGUCUGCGGAACAGCUGGUUAGUCUCCUGAACGACCUGUUUGGACGGUUUGACCGUCUGGCGGAGAAGACGGGCUGCGAGAAGAUCAGCACGUUGGGAGACUGUUACUACUGCGUCGCCGGCUGCCCCGAAGCCAGGUCGGAUCACGCCGAAUGCUGCAUCGAGAUGGGGCUGGGCAUGAUCACCGCCAUCAGGGAAUUCUGCGCCGAGACCAACAACGACGUGAACAUGAGAGUCGGCGUGCACACAGGGACCGUGCUCUGCGGCAUCGUCGGCACCAAGAGGUUCAAGUUUGACGUGUGGUCCAACGAUGUGACUCUCGCCAACAAAAUGGAACAGUCGGGGCUGCCCGGGCGCGUCCAUCUGUCUGAGGCAACGCUGGAGUAUCUCGGUGACAAGUACAAGACAGAAGAACGGGAAGCCGAUAAACGCUAUUCAGGAAUACCUGGCAUGAAGACGUACCUUAUCGUGAAUGCGGAGGAGCAGCCGCCGCCGCCGCGCCCGCUGUCAUGGCGGGGAAAGCUGAUCCCGCUCAACUCCAACCUGGAGCUGGACAAGUCAGCGCUGUCGGACAGCUGCAACAGCCUGCUGGACUCUAACGAGAACGACCAGACGCCGUCAGCGGAGGAGGGGGGCGAGGAGAAGAAGGAGGAGAAGAAGGAGGAGAAGUCUCACAAGCCGCUGUGUAACCAGCCCAGCGCCACCAGCCUGCCUGAACCCGCGCUGCUGAGGCCGGGCAGCUGUAACGAGGACAGCCUGGGACUACCAUUGCCAGGCAGCAGGGACAGCAUCCACUCCCUGCCAGGAACCGGUUCCUAUGGCAACAGACUGUACCCACCAGGCAUGGGCAGUGGGAGCAGGAAGUCCAGUCUGCGCACACAGAUGGUCGCUAACCGGAUAGAACAACAGAUGACUGGGAAGUCGUCCCAGGAGAAUGGUCAGCCGUCCAGCGGGAUCAGUGACCAGCACUUCAGCUCCAGCCAGCAGUCCGUCGCCUCCAUGGUGGCAGAGCGCCAGCGGGAGAGCAGCUGCGCCCUGUUCAUCGACCAGGUCAUCACCCCGCUCAACCAGACGCUCACGCAGUUUCACCAGAUCCGAGAGCGCACGGACAAGAACCUCAUCGAGAACAUCCGCAGCGAUCCGUACAUGUCGGACGUAUUUCUAAAACCUCCCAUCAACAUGUUCUCCCUCAACUUCCUGGACCCGGAGCUGGAAAUGCGAUUCCGCGAUCACUACACGACGGAGAUGGAAGACGAGGGGAAUCCGAACGCCGUUCAGACCUGCGCCCUCCCGCGGUUUAACAUGUUCCUGGACGUCGUGGUUUCGUUUGUCGUUUUCACCAUGAUUUCCGUCGGCUGCUUCCUGUUGUUCCAUCCCGCCAGCGUGCCGUGGAUUGUGGUCUUUGUCCUCGCGUUCAUGAUCAAAGUGGUGACUCUGGUGGCGUACACACGAGAGGCCUUCUACAUCGGUUAUCUGUCGGACUGCUCCCAGCAGCUGUCGCAGUUCUUCUCGCGGUGGGUUCUACGGCAGCUGUACGGAGCCAUCCUUAUCAGUCUUCCAGUGGCAGCCGUCUACUGCAACAUGGUCUGCCACUUCCAGCCCGGCCUGCAGUACUAUCUCAUGUCCGUGGCUCUCCUGCACUACACCAACUUUACCCAGCUCAGCUCCUGGAUGAAAGCAGCUCUGGUUCUCAUCGUGGGGAUAAUCCUGAUCGUCUUGGUCAACGUCGACAUCAAUAACAUCUGCGUGGAUGGACUGAGCAACGUCGGCCCCACCGUACUAGCCAACACCAGCACCCCCUCCCCCACAUCCGCAGCAGAUUUAUUCCAGUUCUUUCAAUACGAUAUCAUCGAUGUGGGGUUGUUGAUCAUCCUCAUCAUCCUCUUGAACCGCGAGUUUGAAGUCAGCAACAAGUUGACGUACCACGGUAAGAUAGGUGCGGACACCGAUAGGAAAAAAAGCCAGAUAGAAAAGGAGCAGGCUGAUUGGCUGCUGGGGAACAUCCUGCCCACCCACGUGGCAGACACCCUGAAGGUGACCCAGAAAUACUCCCAGAACCACUCCUCCGUCGCUGUCAUCUUCGCCACCAUCGUCAACUUCAACGAUUUCUACGAGGAGAGCUUUGAAGGUGGGAAGGAGUGUAUCCGUGUCUUAAACGAAAUCUUCAGUGACUUUGACGACUUGUUGGAGAAGGAGGAAUACGCCAGGCACAUCGAGAAGAUCAAGACAAUCGGCAGCACGUUCAUGGCCGCGUCGGGACUCAGUCCGGAGAGUCAGAAGGACCGCGAGAACCCCGACAAACACCUGAUCGUCCUCAUGGACUUUGCCCUGGACAUGCAGAAGGUCAUCAACAAGUUCAACGAGGACAUGCUCGGCUUCCACUUCAUCCUCAGGAUAGGUUACAACCACGGGCUGCUGACCGCUGGAGUUAUCGGAACGACCAAGCUGCUGUACGACAUCUGGGGUCUGACGGUCAACGUGGCCAGCCGCAUGGACAGCACGGGCAUCAACGGGCGCAUCCAGGUCAGCGAGCAGUCCGCCAAGGUCAUGCAGAAGUACUUCGAGUUCGAGCCCAGGCAUGACGUGUCUGUGAAGGGGAUCGGCAACAUGAUGACGUACCUGCUGGUGAAGAAACAUGACAACGUCCACUACUGAGGGGACAACAUCACAACACGUCUGCUCAACAUACUGCACCUGCACAAAACACUGAUUUUUCACGUUUUUGUCAGAUGUUUGGCUACACGUUGCAUUAGAAUUUUGCCUGUUGCAGACGAUAUCUUUUCUGACACAACAUUUGAAAACUAUAGAUGGGAUCCCAUCCUUAAAUAGGCGAAUAAAACCUUAAAAGAGACGUUCUGUUGAUGUAUUAUGCUCAAUACAUUUCACACAGGUGCAGUACGUUCUGCCAACGUGCUUAACAUCACCAGACUCAGGUUGAUGGUGGAGUGAGUCGAUAUUAGAUUGUGUAGAAGUGCCUUUACAUACAUGUAGGAAAAUAUACAUAUUCUGUUUCCCAUAGCUGGGUGAUUGCUUGGCUCACCGCGGGUGUCAUACAGUAGGAACAGUUCCUAUCUGUCCAUACACAAAUGAUAUAGAAGGUGCCAUACAGAAAAAGGCUGGUCCCUUCAAUUACAAUUGUGUUGACAAUCAUGCAUGAGAUGAUCUGCCAACAGGGCUCAAAAUUCAUGUUUGGGAAUAGGUGCACUGAUGCAGCCAAUCUACAAAAUUGGGUGCACAAAAAAAUUUAUGGGUUCACCAUAUAAGGUAAUCUGUGUAUAAAAUAAAGUACUACAACCAAGAUUUUAUUAUUUUUCUGACACUUAGGUGUUAAGAAUUAUGCCGUAUACUAGUAUAAAUUUGAUAUCUUUACAUAUAUGUAAACCUACGAAA